AGAGCAUGCGCGGGGCUCAGCUCUUGCUCGUGGGCGCGUGGCGUGGUGGCCAUUUGCUGCUGUUGACGACCGUUGGUCGCCCGCGUGUGGGGGCGCGUGGGUGGGGCUGGGGACACAGCCGGUCCAGGCUGUGAGAGGAGGUGUGAAGUCUAAGUGCGAGUGAGUGAGAGGUCUUGAUGAGGUCUUCUUGUCAUGGAGUGCUGCUGGUGUUCUGCUGAACCCAGCACAAGCCCUGGUUUGAGGCUGAGAUCUGCUAGUCAGGAUUGGUGUGUAUCAACAGUCAGGGCGUGCAGCGCUUCAGUUGUCCCACAGCAGGAUCUCUGAACGUCUGAAGUAAGUCAUACUGGGGAAAAUACAGGAAUCCUGAGAAAAGGACCUUAAAAGCUACUGUAGCUGCUAUGGAUGAGAUUCCCGCUGCAGAACCACAAAGUAACGUGGGUUGGAAGAGUGUUGGAGAAGUCAUCUAAUAACCCCCAAGGCAAGGCUGGUUUGCAGCACGUUACUCAGAGGCGUCCGCUUGCGUUUGGAGCAUCUUUGAGGGUGGAAAUUCCAGAGCUUCCUUCAGCCUCUCAUCCAAGACGUUUACAGCUUGGUGCAAUUCCCACCUCAGGAAAGCAGGCACACAGAUUGAGAACAUUGAGGAGGACUUCAGAAAUGGUCUCAAACUGAUGCUGCUCUUGGAAGUUAUUUCAGGGGAAAGACUACCGAAACCAGACAGAGGGAAAAUGCGCUUCCAUAAAAUUGCUAAUGUCAACAAAGCUCUGGAUUAUAUUGCCAGCAAAGGAGUGAAACUUGUGUCCAUUGGUGCAGAAGAAAUUGUUGAUGGCAAUGUGAAAAUGACACUGGGUAUGAUCUGGACCAUCAUCCUUCGCUUUGCUAUUCAAGAUAUUUCAGUGGAAGAGACCUCUGCCAAAGAAGGGCUGCUGCUGUGGUGUCAAAGAAAAACUGCUCCUUACAGAAAUGUGAACAUUCAGAACUUCCAUCUUAGCUGGAAAGAUGGCCUUGGAUUAUGUGCACUUAUCCACAGACACCGACCUGACCUUAUUGACUACUCCAAGCUAAAUAAGGAUGACCCCAUAGGAAAUAUCAACCUUGCCAUGGAAAUUGCUGAGAAACAUCUGGAUAUCCCUAAGAUGUUGGAUGCAGAAGAUAUUGUGAACACUCCCAAACCUGAUGAGAGAGCUAUCAUGACAUAUGUGUCCUGCUUCUACCAUGCUUUUGCUGGAGCAGAGCAGGCUGAGACUGCAGCAAACCGGAUCUGUAAGGUGCUUGCUGUGAAUCAAGAAAAUGAGAGGUUGAUGGAAGAGUAUGAGAGACUUGCAAGUGAGCUUUUAGAAUGGAUUCGCAGGACAAUUCCUUGGCUGGAAAACAGGACCCCGGAAAAAACAAUGCAGGCCAUGCAGAAGAAAUUAGAGGAUUUCCGGGACUACCGCCGCAAACACAAACCUCCCAAAGUUCAAGAGAAAUGUCAGCUGGAGAUCAAUUUCAACACCCUGCAGACAAAACUGAGAAUCAGCAAUCGACCAGCUUUCAUGCCAUCGGAGGGAAAAAUGGUUUCAGAUAUUGCUGGCGCUUGGCAGAGGCUUGAACAAGCUGAGAAAGGCUAUGAAGAGUGGCUGCUGAAUGAAAUACGAAGACUGGAAAGACUUGAACACUUGGCUGAGAAAUUUAGACAGAAGGCUUCCACUCAUGAGCAGUGGGCAUAUGGCAAAGAGCAGAUCUUACUUCAGAAGGAUUAUGAAUCUGCAUCUCUGACAGAAGUCCGUGCCAUGUUGAGGAAACAUGAGGCUUUUGAGAGCGAUUUGGCUGCUCACCAGGACAGGGUGGAACAGAUCGCUGCCAUUGCCCAGGAGCUGAAUGAACUGGACUAUCACGAUGCUGCAAGUGUCAAUGAUCGAUGCCAAAAGAUAUGUGACCAAUGGGACAGCUUGGGAACACUUACUCAGAAAAGGAGAGAGGCACUGGAGAGGACAGAGAAAUUGCUUGAAACAAUUGAUCAGCUUCACCUGGAGUUUGCCAAAAGAGCUGCUCCUUUCAACAACUGGAUGGAAGGUGCUAUGGAAGACCUACAGGACAUGUUUAUUGUUCAUAGCAUAGAGGAAAUUCAGAGUUUAAUCUCUGCACAUGAUCAAUUUAAAGCUACUUUGCCAGAGGCAGAUGGUGAAAGACAGGCCAUACUGUCAAUCCAGAAUGAAGUUGAAAAAGUUAUUCAGAGUUACAGCAUGAGAAUAAGUGCAAGCAAUCCUUACAGCACUGUUACUGUGGAAGAGAUUCGCACCAAGUGGGAAAAGGUGAAGCAGCUGGUACCUCAGAGGGAUCAAUCAUUGCAGGAAGAACUAGCCCGCCAGCAUGCCAAUGAACGCCUGCGUCGCCAGUUUGCUGCUCAGGCCAAUGUCAUUGGGCCAUGGAUCCAGACCAAGAUGGAAGAAAUUGCCCGCAGCUCUAUUGAAAUGACAGGGCCUUUGGAGGACCAGAUGAAUCAGCUGAAGCAAUAUGAGCAAAAUAUCAUUAACUAUAAACACAACAUUGAUAAACUGGAAGGAGAUCAUCAGCUCAUACAAGAAGCCUUGGUGUUUGACAACAAACACACCAACUAUACUAUGGAGCAUAUCCGUGUUGGAUGGGAGCUCCUACUUACUACCAUUGCUCGAACUAUCAAUGAGGUUGAGACUCAGAUCCUCACAAGAGAUGCCAAGGGUAUCACCCAGGAGCAAAUGAAUGACUUCAGAGCAUCAUUCAAUCAUUUUGACAGGAGGAAGAACGGACUGAUGGACCAUGAUGAUUUCAGAGCUUGCUUGAUUUCAAUGGGUUAUGAUUUGGGUGAAGCUGAGUUUGCUAGAAUCAUGUCCUUGGUUGACCCCAAUGGACAAGGAACCGUCACUUUCCAGUCCUUCAUUGACUUCAUGACCAGAGAAACAGCAGAUACAGACACGGCUGAGCAAGUGAUAGCUUCCUUCAGAAUCCUGGCUUCAGAUAAGCCUUAUAUCCUGGCAGAUGAGUUACGUCGAGAGCUGCCUCCUGAGCAGGCUCAGUACUGCAUCAAGAGAAUGCCACAAUACACGGGCCCAGGUUCUGUUCCUGGAGCCCUGGAUUACACCUCUUUUUCAUCAGCACUGUAUGGAGAGAGCGAUCUCUGAUUCUAUAAUUGGCUGUAUUCACAGUAGACACAACAAAUACCACAUCUGAUUGCCCAGAUUGCUUCUCAAAAGGUUUGACAAGCUGAUUAAAAAAAGGAGUUUUACAAAUGCAGUAGGUACCUUCAUUGUAAAGUUCUAUUACUAAAGUAACUAGUGUAUGUUAAUGUGUGCAGCACGCUAGAUUUCUGCAUUGUUGGUUUUAGGUUGUCAGUCCUAUACAAUGCCAGAAAAUAUAUUAAAAAAAAAAAAAGAAAAAAAAAAGAAAAAAAAGAUGCAAGGUAUUAACUUUCUGGAAAUAUCUAUUCUGAAAAUAAAAUGCAAGACCUAAGAACAUUGAAACUGUUGAUUGUUAAGAAUCACAAAGUAUUUAUCCAUUUCUCAGAAUGUUUCAAUGCCACAUAUGCUUCUUUCACAACGUUCAUAAAACCAUGUUUAAACCACACAUCUUACUUUCAUGGAGCAAUGUCAUUUUCCUCUAAUACUUCCUGAUUUUUCAUGCUUCUACUGUUGAAAUUUAGUAAAAUGUUAAAAUUAAGUUUUUCAGGGAAGAAAUAUAUCAAACAAGUAAACUACUUAAUUACUGAAACAAUUAAGAAUGCUAUGUUUUUGUCUCUUAAAGAUGGUUUUAUGUUCUCACAAAGAAUUGUAAUAUAGAUGAAAAAGGCCUGAAAAGCUGAUUAAAAUUGCAGGUUUAGAGUUAUGUAAGCAGUGCUUUUCUUUUAAGCCUUUAACUUUUACAGCUGAGAGUACAACUUUUAUAAUCAGAAAUAAUAGGGAACCUAAUUUUAUGUAACUUGUUUUGUUUUGAAACCCUCAUUCUUGUCUGUGUUGGACAGUCUUUGUUUCUCAGUAUACGAAAGCCUGUCCCUUGUUGCAUUAGCGGGCAACAUUCAUCUCCAUUCUGCAUAAUGCAAAAUCCCAUCUUAGCAAAUGUAUUGUGGUUGUCUUACAGCUUUAACUGUUCAGUGCUCAACUUACAGUUUGUCUUGGUUUCUACUGGUUCACAGGCAGUUCAGUCUGUAUUAUUGUCUUGACUUCUGCUGGUUCACAGGCAGUUCAGUCUGUGUUACGGUCCUGUGCACUAGUAGUUCUACUGUUUUUUUUUUCCAUCUUGAGAAAUGAUUAAAAAUGAAAGCAGUAACUUUUUUACUUGAAUCCUACUGUCACUGAGGAAAUGCAAUGUAAUCAAACAAAACCAUUUACAAAUGGUGAAGUGAGCUGUGCAGCCCAGUGCUAUUAAAGCAAUGAUGUGCCUAUUAAAUAAAGUCUGCUUUUCAAAACA
Molecule: messenger RNA, 4419 nt
Organism: Gallus gallus (chicken)
Lineage: Eukaryota; Metazoa; Chordata; Aves; Galliformes; Phasianidae
Gene: ACTN2
Product: actinin alpha 2
Exons: 21
Coding region: 669-3137 (822 amino acids)
Biological process (GO): muscle cell development; actin cytoskeleton organization
Cellular component (GO): cell projection; cortical actin cytoskeleton; plasma membrane
Molecular function (GO): calcium ion binding; actin filament binding
Source: RefSeq, a predicted model, not a curated record